AUGUCAGCGCCAGCCACGGAAAGCGAGGAGUCCGCAACCGCCCCCUCUGCUUGGUCCCACAUCGCCGCCGCCGACGCUGCCGCCGCCGCUUUCGACUACCAACUUGCCAACCGCCAACACGACACCGACUCCGAUACCACCCCGAGCACGCCCGACACCGCUGAACGGGAAGCAUUCGAGCGCGCAAUCGCGCGCGCCGUUGGCCCACUCUCAUCGACGACUAUUGCUGCCGCCGAUGGCUAUCGGCCUCUCGUCCGCCGGCGGAGUCUCGACCCUGACAACGUAGAAGAAGUGCCCGAGACCCCCGAUGCAACAGAACGCGAAGCGCCCAGGCGCACGAUAGGAGACGAGGCCCGACUGUAUGCGCGCCCGAUGGGAACCAGCAUAUGGUAUCGAUUGGAGGCCACGAUAAGCAACGGCACGGCCGAUCAAGCGCGAUCGAUGGAAGAUAUAGUAAGCUGGUUCGACACCACCUUUAUUCUGUCGACUAACGAGAGGCGUCGAGUAGUGAUCGGGUUAGGCCCGAUCGAACUCGAUGACGACUUUCCGGACACGUCCACCGGACCUCUCACUCCUCCGUCAGGACGACAGCCCCUCCAUUCGCAACUAGAAGGCGAAGUCGGCGACCGAUCCACUUCAGAAGACGAGGCGUCGUUCGAAGCACGAGUCGCGAACGAGAUAGGCGACACCAGACUCGACGUCACCAUUGUACCGACCUCCUCGCCGCCGUCACCGCUAUCAGAAGAUACCGGAAGCACGGAACGAGCAUCCGAAGAGCGACCAGUCGCAACAGGAGGCGAUGCACUCGCCUCACAAACCUCAUCGACCACGAUGGCGACCAGGCGCGCCCCCGCUCACAGUUCCGAACCCUACGCCCAGACAAGUACUGGCGCGCGAUACACGAGAGCUGAAGGCAACGCCGCAUCAUCGAGGACCGGAGCCGUCUGCCAUCCGACCACGCUCAUACCUGGGGAGCGCCGGCUCGUCAGGAACGCACUAGGAGACCGAACCACCGACCGUCGCGUUCGCCAACGUACGAUAGGCCGGCCCCGACAACACUUUCACUUCCGAACUGGCCGCAUGACGAGCGCGGAUCGGUCCUCCGCGACGUCGUUAUCACUUUCCUCAAUAUCGAACAUCCCCGCAUCUGGACACGGCGCCGAGCUGAUUUGCCAGGCUGGCAAGAAAUGCAAGACCUUCUCAGGACGACUGCGGCAGUACCUCCGGCGUUUGAAGUAA
Punctularia strigosozonata HHB-11173 SS5 is the source of this 1239-nucleotide messenger RNA. RefSeq lists its product as uncharacterized. NCBI's taxonomy places the organism in Eukaryota, Fungi, Basidiomycota, Agaricomycetes, Corticiales, Punctulariaceae. Bases 1 to 1239 code for a protein of 412 amino acids. The record is from RefSeq and is a predicted model, not a curated record. The transcript is spliced from 4 exons.